CCUAUUGGGUGCUACCCAGCGUGCCUUCCCUAAAUUUUAUUUCCUCUGGAACUCUGGAUCUCUGGAGGGUACUCACGUGUGGCCCCCCACACAUGCUUUUUAAGGCUUCACCUCAGAGGGAACCAGGGAGCCCCCCCAUUUCUCUGUCCUUCCAUCACUGUCCCCUUUAUCAUGAUCUCACCAUUUCUUUGUUCCAUCAUCUGUCCCCAUCGUUUUCUGCCCCAUUUGUAUCCCCAUCUUCCUGUGUCUCCUGGCCCACAUGCACUGUCUUCCUGCCCCCUCCCCCCUUCUGUGUCUCUACUCUGCCAUCGUCUCCUCUCUAGCCUGCUUGGGCUGUGGCCCAGAUGCCUGCCUGGCCAUCCUCCCUGGCUCCCCCUCUGCGGCUCUGAGCUGGCCCCACCCCCUACCCCCCCUCUGGCCAGGCCUCUGAUCUGCCACGGAGAUCGGGUGCCCGGCACAAGGCCCCUGGGGCCAAGGACAGACUACAGCCCCUCAGCACCCACAGAGGAGCCCCCAGCAGAGGGCAUGGGGGUGGGCUGCCCUAACAGGUAUGUGCCGCCACACAGGCCCUGGGCAGGAGUCCCGGGCCUGACAGCCAUCCCACCCCCAUCCUCCUUGCUUGGGCAUCUCUGCCCCAACAUCCCCCCAUCCUUGCUGUUUCCCCUCAGGAAGGUCCUAUUUUACCCUCAGUGACAGAGUAGCAGCCCCAGAAAAAUUUCUCCCCACAGGUUUGGUGUCUCCAACAAUGACCCCAUCUCCAUUUUCUGCUUUUUUUCACUGUCCCAUCCUCCAUCUCAACAGAGUCUCCCUUUCUUGUCCCAUCUCUGUCUCCAUUGGUCCCUGUCUUCGCAACUCCAUUUCCCUGUGUUUCCAUUUCCUAAGACUUGUCUCCACGUCCUCUUUUCCAGUUGCUCCUCACCUGCCUGUUUCUGUCCCCUGCUCCCUGUGCCCCUGUCCUCUCCCUCUGGGUCUUUGUACCCUCCCUCUAGGUCUCUGUUCCUCUCUCCUUGGGCCUCUGUCCCCUUUUUUCCUGUGGUCUAUGUACCCCCCCAUCUCUGUCCCUCCCUCUCUGGGUCUCUGUCCCCAUCCCUCUGGGUCUCUGUUUACCCCCUAUCUCUGUUUUUCCCUCUUUCUCAGGCUCCCUCAGCAUCCCUCUCUUCCUGCCCAUCUCAGCCUCUGUACCCUUGUCUUUCCAGUGUCUGCCUCCACACCCGCCUUCUGUCAGUCUCUGCCCUUCAACCUACUGCCCAAACCCCACUGGGAGGUGAGGGGGAGAGGGAACACCCAGGGUCCCAGGGUAAGAGUGUAAAAGUGUUUCUCUUUUGGGGGAAGGCGGUCGGGCUUGGGGGUGGCCCCGGAUUAGACAGUGACUUUGACACGAAGUUAACGCACCUUAAGCCCCAUAUCUCCUUUAUAUGGAAACAUUAAGCUGCUCUCAGGUCGGGGAGGAUCAGGGGAGGACUUCAGGCUCUGGAGCCUUCUGCCUGCCACUGUCCUGCCUUUUCUGGGGUAGGGGUGCCCUGAGCCCAAGUCAUAUCCACCCCAGCCGGCUGGGCCAUGCUGGAUGCAGACAAGGCCCCUGGCGGUGAAACCCCCAUGCUCACCCCCGCCCCACCUGUCUGCUUUGUGAAAUAGACAUGGUCACAUCUGCCUCACAGGGCUGAGUAUGAGACUCGAUUUAGGAGGCUGUCCUGGGUUGGAAAGGCUCAGGACCCAAACUAACACCCCACCCUCACACCACAUUGGUCUGGCCAGGCCUCUGAGCUGGUUCACAGGUUGGGGAACCAACCUGUGAACCGGGGCAAUGACUUUGACCUCCCAGUGUCCUGAGCAGUCGACAUGAGCAGUGGGGUCUGGUGGAGUCCAGUGGACAAGCUACAGACAUCUGAGGAGCGCAUCCUGAGGCCCAGGACAUAGUAGGUGUUCAAGAAACAGGAGCAUGCUUGAUAAGGUUCGGGGCGCCCGCCCCCCACUAGGCCAAGUGGAAGGGGUGCCUCUGCCCAAUGGGCCUGGCCAGGGCUCUGCGCCGCAUUAGCGGCGCCCUGGAGCCAGAGGACAGCCCGGCAGGUGAUGAGGAGGAGGCCAGGCCGGGACUGUGUCGCAAUGGGUGGGCGCCUUCCUCGACUACAGUGAGGAGGCGCCGCGGGCGCUUUGUCAAGAAGGAUGGCCACUGCAAUGUGCGCUUUGUGAACCUGGGGGGCCAGGGCGCACGCUACCUGAGCGACCUGUUCACCACGUGCGUGGAUGUGCGCUGGCGCUGGAUGUGCCUGCUCUUCUCCUGCUCCUUCCUCGCCUCCUGGCUGCUCUUUGGCCUGGCCUUCUGGCUCAUCGCCUCGCUGCACGGCGACCUGGCCGCCCCGCCACCGCCCGCCCCCUGCUUCUCCCAGGUGGCCAGCUUCCUGGCCGCCUUCCUAUUCGCGCUGGAGACGCAGACGUCCAUCGGCUACGGCGUGCGCAGCGUCACCGAGGAGUGCCCGGCCGCCGUGGCCGCCGUGGUGCUGCAGUGUAUCGCCGGCUGCGUGCUUGACGCCUUCGUCGUGGGCGCUGUAAUGGCCAAAAUGGCCAAGCCCAAGAAGCGCAACGAGACUCUGGUCUUCAGCGAGAACGCCGUCGUAGCGUUGCGUGACCGCCGCCUCUGCCUCAUGUGGCGCGUCGGCAACCUGCGCCGCAGCCACCUUGUGGAGGCCCACGUGCGGGCCCAGCUGCUGCAGCCUCGAGUGACCCCGGAGGGUGAGUACAUACCACUGGACCACCAGGAUGUGGACGUGGGCUUUGAUGGUGGCACUGAUCGCAUCUUCCUUGUGUCUCCCAUUACCAUCGUGCAUGAGAUUGACUCCUCCAGUCCUCUGUAUGAACUAGGACGUGCUGAGCUGGUCCAGGCUGACUUUGAACUAGUGGUCAUUCUUGAGGGCAUGGUUGAGGCCACAGCUAUGACCACACAGUGUCGCUCUUCCUAUCUCCCUGGUGAGCUGCUCUGGGGCCAUCGUUUUGAGCCAGUCCUCUUCCAGCGUGGCUCCCAGUACGAGGUUGAUUAUCGCCACUUCCAUCGCACUUAUGAGGUCCCAGGGACACCUGUCUGCAGUGCCAAGGAGCUGGAUGAACGGGCAGAGCAGGAUUCCCACAGCCCCAAGUCUAGCUUCCCCAGCUCUCUGGCUGCAUUUUGUUAUGAGAAUGAACUUGCUCUGAGCUGCUGCCAGGAGGAAGAGGAGGAAGAGGAGGCCAAGGAGGGGGAUGAGACGAAGACAGAAGAUGGGGCUGCCAGCCCUCGAGUACUCACACCAACCCUGGCACUGACCCUGCCCCCAUGAUGCCAGCUGGUGUCCCCUUGUUUGUACCCCCUUCCCAGCGGUAACAAGAUGGAGAGACAGGGUCCUCUUCUGGGGUGGGGGCAGGUGUUCUCUAAGACUGACAGGUCCGCUGGGUAAAUUAUUAGCUGGUGAAGUUCUGCCAUGCCUAGUGGACCUACAUUGGACAUACUCGAUCUUAAUUCCUCUACAUUCUGUGCUCCCUUCGGAGACCGCUUUAUCAGCCUGAUUCCUGAGUCUCACUAGAGCGAAGGGAUUCAGAAUUCUGGACGAUCCAAGAGGCAAGGACUGAUGGUUCUAGAUUCUUCUAUAUGGCUGGCUUGGGUUGUUGAACAGGGUCAGAAAUCAAUGGUAUGGUCCACCUCUGGAGGAGGAAGUCAGCACUUCUCCAUCAGCAACAGCGAUCAAAAGUUCGUAAGUCUGGAUCGACCUAAGAUUCAAGGGACUGUUGCUUCUAGACUCAGCCAACUAAGUAGCAAAUCACUUUUUUCUAGACCACCUAAGGAAGGAGAGUUAUGGAAUGCCCAAGAAUUCAAGACUGUCUUGAUUGACCAAAGAC
Molecule: messenger RNA, 3864 nt
Organism: Hipposideros armiger (great roundleaf bat)
Lineage: Eukaryota; Metazoa; Chordata; Mammalia; Chiroptera; Hipposideridae
Gene: KCNJ14
Product: potassium inwardly rectifying channel subfamily J member 14
Exons: 3
Coding region: 2004-3308 (434 amino acids)
Biological process (GO): potassium ion import across plasma membrane; regulation of monoatomic ion transmembrane transport
Cellular component (GO): plasma membrane
Molecular function (GO): inward rectifier potassium channel activity
Source: RefSeq, a predicted model, not a curated record